Messenger RNA from Entamoeba invadens IP1, 1578 nucleotides. Its product is annotated as amino acid transporter, putative. Gene Ontology annotation, molecular function: transmembrane transporter activity. The record is from RefSeq and is a predicted model, not a curated record. The transcript has 2 exons. Gene Ontology annotation, biological process: transmembrane transport. The coding region runs from base 1 to 1578 and encodes 525 amino acids. Gene Ontology annotation, cellular component: membrane. NCBI's taxonomy places the organism in Eukaryota, Evosea, Mastigamoebida, Endamoebidae.
AUGGAGGAGAGCGAAGUUUCUCAUUCCCCGAUCCCAUUGACUUUAUCUGUUCCGCUAACUUCUCCAAAGCCCUCCACGCCACCGCACUCCAACAGUGAAAUAGUCCCAUCAGACCCAACAAGACCCAUUUCAACGCAUGGGACAAUGAGUUGGGUCAAUUUGGCGAUGGUUGUCUAUUUUUCAAUAGGAGGCGGUCCUUUUGGGUUUGAGGAGUCGAUAUUAGUGUCGAACCCUGCGUGGGCGUUAUGGUCGUUAUUAGUCGUUGCAUUACUAUGGGCUCUUCCACAGUCAAUGACAAUGGCAGAAUUAUCAGUGAGAUAUGAAGGAGGGUAUAACGAGUGGGUGUUCAAGGCUUUUGGGUUUCAUGUUGGACUCUUCCACUCGAUUGUUCGAACGGUGUUUAACGUUGCGUGUAAUGCAGGGUACAUCGCAUUGUAUUACGACUACAUUAAUUCGAUAUACCAUCAAACACUCUUUUUUGAUUACGAGGAUGUUUCGAUGACCUAUUUCUUACUCAAAAUCCCAACAAUUGUGAUGUUUUUGUGUUUGUUAGUCACGGUCAAUGUUAUUGGUGCAAAACAGUUAUCGACUGUUGGUAUCUUCCUCACAGUCGGUGUGAUCCUUCCAUUCAUCGUGUGUUUUUUCAUAGCAACGCCGCACUUGGAUUUGAGUCAAUUAGUCAAUUUUACAGUCGUUUCUGAAGAUUCGUCAUUUCCUAAAUUGGUCUCUAUCAUCAUGUUUAACUUGAUGGGGUGGGACUUCGUCGGGAACGUCUCGUCGCAAGCAAAAAAGCCAAAACGGGAUGUACCGGUUGCCAUGGUUGUUGCGUUGGUCUUAGUUGUGUUGACAUACACUGUCCCAACAAUGGACUUAGUCACCACUUUAGAUUUCACGCAACCGCCAAGCGUACCAGGCUCUCCAUAUUCUUCAUUAGAACCGUUAUACUCUUCAAUGGCAAAAAAGCUGUGGAAACCAUUAUCUUAUGUCAUUACCGUCGCCACAAUUUUGGGUGUUUUUGGACUUGCUUCUAUGUUCCUUCAAACCAGCUCACAAGCCCUUUCUCAUGCAACACAAUUCAACUUUUUACCUCGAGUAUUCUCAUUAACGUUUGCGGGGACGAACACUCCAUACUUCGCAAUUUUGUUUCAAACUGUCUUUGCAGGGUUUAUCUCAAUUUUCGUGACAUUCAAUCAAAUUGUGUCGGUGCAAAUGUGGUUCUUGUCCGUCUCAACUCUUUUUAUUAUGGUCGCUUACCUCGCAAUCAGAUGGAAGGCUUACUUGAAAAAGCGUGACGUCGAGGCACUCUUUUAUUUGCCAUUUCAUCCAGUCUUACUGACUCUCUUCGUGACACCCACUAUUUUACUCUCCAUAUUUCAGUUGUUGUAUAAAGUUGGUGAGUGGUAUGUCAUUGCAAUUGGUGCAGCCACAUUGGUUGUCUGUGAGGGCAUUACACUUGUUGUUGUUUAUUGUCAGAAGAGAAAUUCGACAAUCGUUACAAUAGGAGACUCGCCAUCGCCAAUCCCAACUUUUACAGAUAUUGGCGUCAUAUCCCCCAAACCACAGGCUGAAAUUAACUGA